AAUGAGCAUUCCAAGUAAACGAAGCAAUGUUUAAGAAGCACAGGGCUGAAACCACACAAAUGGAAGACCUUGGAUGCCAACCUGAAUGCCAAGGAGCUACGUUUUCCGGAGGAGACAUAUGGAGCUACGGUAGGGUUUUUAAUAGGUAGCGACACAAACAGAUGUAAUUUUACAAAGGUCACUGCAGGCGGGCUUGGAGGCCGGCUGGUAAGGAGGGGAAACACGGAAACCAGCAGGGGCGAUCUUCCAAAAGCCCCCCAAAGGCCUCCAUUCAGGCCUAUGGGCGUGUGUGCACCUAAGGACCGAAGCCGCCAAGAACCCCGGGCCUGAACGCAACAUUUCGAACGUGUAUCACAACUUGGCAGAGGUGGGAAGAUAGGGAGGAAGGGCGCCGAAGCCAGCUUUCAUUGGUUUCUAGGGAAGCCCGGCCGAUGGUUAAGAUCUCGCGAGAGCCUCUAUCCAGGGACCAUUCCCCCACCGAGACUAGCGGAGACGCCCAACCGGCGAAGUUGCAAAGCGGCCUUGUACUUCAUUUCUUAGAUGGGUGAACUGCCCUCGUCUUUUUUGUCCCUGGCCAAUCAGGACAAGGAGUAUGUGGGUUUCGCCGCCCUCCCCAACCAGCUGCACCGCAAGUCCGUCAAGAAGGGCUUUGACUUCACACUCAUGGUGGCAGGGGAGUCAGGCCUGGGAAAAUCCACCCUCAUCAACAGCCUGUUUCUCACCAAUCUCUAUGAGGACCGGCAACUGCCAGAAGCCAGUGCUCGCUUGACACAAACGCUGACCAUUGAGCGCCGGGGCGUGGAGAUCGAGGAGGGGGGUAUUAAGGUGAAGCUGACCCUGGUGGACACACCUGGCUUUGGGGACUCCGUGGAUUGCUCAGACUGCUGGCUGCCUGUGGUGCACUUCAUCGAGGAGCAAUUUGAGCAGUAUCUGAGGGAUGAGAGUGGCCUGAACCGGAAGAACAUUCAGGAUUCCCGUGUCCACUGCUGCCUCUAUUUCAUCUCACCCUUUGGCCGAGGGCUCCGGCCCCUAGAUGUGGCCUUCCUCCGGGCAGUGCACGAAAAGGUCAACAUCAUCCCAGUCAUUGGCAAAGCAGAUGCCCUGAUGCCUAAGGAAACCCAGGCCCUCAAGCAGAAGAUCCGGGACCAGUUGAAAGAGGAGGAGAUCAACAUCUACCAGUUCCCCGACUGUGACUCUGAUGAGGAUGAAGACUUCAAGAGGCAGGAUGCAGAGAUGAAGGAAAGCAUCCCUUUCGCAGUCGUUGGCUCCUGCGAGGUCGUGAGGGACGGUGGGACACGACCCGUGAGGGGACGCCGCUACUCUUGGGGUACCGUGGAGGUGGAGAACCCACAUCACUGCGACUUCCUGAACCUGAGACGGAUGCUGGUGCAAACACACCUGCAGGACCUGAAGGAGGUGACCCACGAUCUGCUCUACGAGGGCUACCGAGCCCGCUGCCUACAGAGCCUGGCCCGGCCUGGGGCUCGUGAUCGAGCCAGCCGUAGUAAGCUCUCCCGCCAGAGCGCCACAGAGAUCCCGCUGCCCAUGCUGCCUCUGGCCGAGACCGAGAAGUUGAUCCGCGAGAAAGAUGAAGAGCUGCGCCGCAUGCAAGAGAUGCUGGAGAAGAUGCAGGCCCAGAUGCAGCAGAGCCAGACUCAGGGAGAGCAGUAGGACGCACUCUGAGGACCCCGCAUCGCCCUCCUUUACCUCGGCUCCGCCUUCAGUCGGCCUCCUAUCCAAUCCUGGAGCCCCAGCCUGAGAGGCCCGCCCCCGCAGGGGGGGCUCACCGGCUAACAGGUUCUCCCAAUCCCAAAUCUGUGGCCCCGCCUCUGGCCCCGCCCCCACCCGGCCCCGCCCCAGCUUCCAGCCCCGCCCCUGGCCCCCACCCCCGCCGCUCUUCACCCAAGCUGUGACUUCAAUAAAAACAGUGUCAGGGGGCGCCUGGGUGGCUCAGUUGGUUAAGCGACUGCCUUCGGCUCAGGUCAUGAUCCCAGGGUCCUGGGAUCGAGUCCUGCAUCGGGCUCCCUGCUCUGCGGGGAGCCUGCUUCUCCCUCUCCCACUCCCCCUGCUUGUGUUCCCUCUCUCGCUGUGUCUCUCUCUGUCAAAUAAAUAAAUAAAAUCUUAAAAACAAACAAACAAACAAAAAA
This is a messenger RNA of Mirounga angustirostris (Northern elephant seal), 2147 nucleotides long. It is a transcript of the gene SEPTIN1, whose product is annotated as septin 1. The record is from RefSeq and is a predicted model, not a curated record. Gene Ontology annotation, biological process: intracellular protein localization; cytoskeleton-dependent cytokinesis; regulation of exocytosis. Gene Ontology annotation, molecular function: GTPase activity; molecular adaptor activity; GTP binding. Lineage: Eukaryota; Metazoa; Chordata; Mammalia; Carnivora; Phocidae. Gene Ontology annotation, cellular component: cell division site; septin ring; septin complex. The coding region runs from base 541 to 1671 and encodes 376 amino acids. The transcript is spliced from 11 exons.